This is a messenger RNA of Nymphalis io (European peacock), 1788 nucleotides long. RefSeq names its product tRNA N(3)-methylcytidine methyltransferase METTL6. The transcript is spliced from 14 exons. Lineage: Eukaryota; Metazoa; Arthropoda; Insecta; Lepidoptera; Nymphalidae. The record is from RefSeq and is a predicted model, not a curated record. Bases 175 to 1011 code for a protein of 278 amino acids.
CAAUUAUUCAAUUUUCUUUCAUUUCAUUUUAUAACGUGGAUCGGACAUUAGCUUCAUGUAUUUUGUACUUGAUUUAUGUUGUGUACAUUAAAAAUAAGUCGUUUUAAUAAACAUCUAGAGCGACUUUGUUUUAAAUAACAUGAUAAUGUGAAGUAACAUUGUACUAAUUUCAAGAUGGAAAUGGAUACAACGAUGGAUGCUAAUGGUGAUAUUUUCAUUCAUCGUUUGAAAGAAUUGACAGACGACGAAAAGCAACGCUUGGUGCAACAAAACUCACGUAUUAUUCCAGAAGCUAAAGCUGCUAAAUUAGAACGGGAAGCUAAACGGCAUUGGGACAUAUUUUAUAAGCGUAACGAGACGAAGUUCUUCAGAGACCGGCAUUGGACAACACGUGAGUUUCAAGAGCUAAUAAAUUUUGAGCCAGAUCAGAGAAUUGUAUUCUUAGAGCUCGGAUGUGGCGUUGGCAAUAUGAUAUUUCCUCUAGUCGAGGAAGGAUUCACAAAUUUCUAUUUUUACGCAUGUGAUUUCUCACCACGUGCAGUUGAGUUCGUUAAGACUAACAAGUUGUAUGAUGAAAAUAGAAUGAAAGCAUUCUGUGCUGACUUGACUACAGACGAUUUGUUCGAGAAUGUUCAAGAAGACAGCGUUGAUAUAGCGAGUUUGAUUUUCGUAUUGUCGGCUAUUCAUCCUUCCAUGUGGUCCCAAGUAGCGAAGGUAGCGUUUAAAGUUCUUAAGCCGGGUGGAGUUCUUUUGUUUCGAGAUUAUGGAAGAUAUGACAUGGCUCAGUUGCGAUUUAAACCGGGUCACAAAAUUUCGGAGAACUUUUACAUGAGGCAGGAUGGCACUAGGAGUUAUUAUUUCACAGAAGAAGAACUGGCCAAGUUAUUCUCUGAAGCUGGUUUUGAGAUCACCAUGAACACAUACGUCCAACGCAGGACAGUGAACUUCAAGGAAGGAAUUGAUGUCCCUCGUAUUUUUGUACAAGGCAAAUACAAGAGGCCAGCUCUCUAAGAUGCUGUCCUUUUAAAAACAUGUACAACACUGGAAGUACUAAGGUACAUGGAGUUCCCUUUUGGCUUCAUAUAUUGAUAUCAGAUACUUUGCCAGCUAACAAGGAAAGCAAUCAUGGAUACCAUGUAGAAUAUUUUGCUCAAUUUUUAAUGGCCGGAAUAGGAACUAAAUGCAAUUAAGCAGCAACUUCAUACAAAGCUGAUUCUGAAGAGAUAUAUGAAUAAUGUUACUUAGGAAUUGAGAAAGAAAUAAAAAAGGGAGGAUGUGCAAAGAAACCAUCUGGUACGACUUAAAGUUGACCCAAAUUAUUGAAAGAUAACCUCUGACUUCUAAACAAUAAUGACAACAAAGCACAAAAAAAUUAAACAUACAACAUCAGUUUAUGAGCCAUGAUAUAGAUGGAUUGCAGGAAAGUUGAUGCAACACUGCAGUAACCAGUCGCAAAAAUAGAGAUAAAGUAUUUCCGUGCCAUCUCAGCAGUGCACUUGAAAAGAACUGAAAGAAAACGAGAAGAUUGAAUUGGAUCUGCUACCGUUGAAGAAUUACAUGUAUUGUAAAUAUUUUCAUUGGAGCUUAUAGAUGUCACCAAGAUUACAUUAUCAGCAUUGAGUAAUCAAAUCCAAAAUGUAUCAUUUUGGGAACUAUAUAUAUGAAUGAUUAAUAAUCGAUCUUUUUUACAAGAUGUAGAGCGUCCAUCAAGACUGAAGAAAAUUUAUUUGAACAUUUCUUAUAAGAUAGUUUAAAAAAAAACUUGAUAAAUAAAAGUCUUCAUUUCUA